AUGGGCGCGUUCUACGCGGAGAUACGCUCCGGUGGCGCACGUCUCGGUCUCGAGACGUUCGAGAACGCGCACGAGGCCACCCGCGUGGCGCCUCUCGAGGACACACUCGCUGAUGAACUUCGACGACAGGAACUUGCGCCUCCGCCGCGGCUAGUAACCGACGGCGACCGUCAGGAACACCGUAGGCAGCAGCGGCGCCUCCUCAUCGUUGAGCCAGACGAGCAAGCCAUGACGGAGUGGCGACAGCGCUACCCAGAGGACGUCGCCAACGAGAACGCCUUCUGGGCGAAGAGGAGGGUAAAGCAGCGCGUGGAACGGGCGGACAUGCGUCAGCGGAAGGCACUGGUGAUAUCGCAGUACGACCUGGGACAGGCGUCAUUCUUUGACGACAACGAUCCUCGGUGGGAAGACGGGUUUCUGUCGAUGUCGGACGACAUCAACGAGGAGGACGACGACUCGGAGUAUUUUUCAGUUUAG
Messenger RNA from Aegilops tauschii subsp. strangulata, 477 nucleotides. RefSeq lists its product as uncharacterized. The record is from RefSeq and is a predicted model, not a curated record. Lineage: Eukaryota; Viridiplantae; Streptophyta; Magnoliopsida; Poales; Poaceae.